Melanotaenia boesemani (Boeseman's rainbowfish) is the source of this 1009-nucleotide messenger RNA. RefSeq names its product RERG/RAS-like b (gene rerglb). The record is from RefSeq and is a predicted model, not a curated record. Lineage: Eukaryota; Metazoa; Chordata; Actinopteri; Atheriniformes; Melanotaeniidae. Bases 50 to 655 code for a protein of 201 amino acids. Gene Ontology annotation, molecular function: GTPase activity; GTP binding. The transcript is spliced from 5 exons.
CUGCUUUUGCUUUGUUUCUGCUAGUGCUAUAUAAUAUUAGCUUUAGUCCAUGCCAUGUCUGAGUUUUGCCACCAUAGUCUUUUGUUUUUCUGUCCUUGUGCGGUUUCUAACCAGACGCUUCAUUGGUGAAUAUGCCUCCAAUGCCAACUCAUUGUACCAUAAAAGGCUUUCAAUCGAUGGCAGACAGCUGAAUCUGGAGGUUUUUGACCCUUGCUCUCAGAGCUCAGAGGCCAGGUGCAUACUAGAGGAGCCAGUGGACUGGGCAGAUGGAUUUGUGGUGGUGUACAACAUCAGUGACCGGACCUCCUUCAUCAAUGCCAAAAACAUCCUGCGGCAAAUCCGGGAGGCACGCAUGGAGAACUGCAAAGGGGAGAUGGAUGUCCCUGUCUGUCUGGUGGGUAACAAGCAGGACUUGUGCCACGCCCGACAGGUGCAAGAAGAUGAAGGCCGCUGCCUGGCGCAGGAAAACCGUUGUCACUUCCAGGAGGUCUCAGCAGCCGAGAGCUACCAGGACAUUUCCAACCUCUUCACACAGCUCAUCCGGCAGUUGAUGGAGCAUCUGAAGUACCGAGCCGACCGGAGACGCUACAGCGGCUCCAAGUCAAUGGCCAAACUCAUCAACAAUGUGUUUGGCAAAAGGAGGAAAUCUGUGUGAUAAUUCCAGCAAAGUCAGCAAGAUGGACUGGGAUGUUGUUUUUUGUAUGGACCCUAUGUAGAAGGGAAACAGGCAAAAUGUUACAUGAUAGUCCACAAAACCCAAAAUCACAAAGGAACAGCAGUGCAAACGCUGACUACAUGUUCAUAUUAUGGGCAAUAUAAGCAGUAGGUCGGAUGGCUUGGUUCAUAUUGUCCAACCUUACUCCCAACUUACCUUUGGCCAGGAGCCUCCUGCUUUGUUUAUAUAUUCAAAAGGUAUCCAAUGGCAUCACUUUUAGAUGUAUAAGAUCUCUAAAACUGUAGCAGUAAGGAUAUAUUUCCUAGGCAACAAAGAAAAUAAUAGCAAAGCUUU